UCGAACUACCGUGUGUGGCAAGUCGCGCCGCGCCAUGGUAGCUUUGGAUGGACGGUAGUGGUGCGUACACCGUUGGAAUCUAAAGGAAAAUUUUCGGCCGAAGGGCUGUUUAAGAUGCGCGAGUGUGGGAACUCGAGAACUCUCGGGUUUGCCUCGGGGAUGGUUCCGCGAAUAAAAAGUACAAGGGACGUGGGAGAGGCGCGAAAAUACGAUCGAGUGGCUUAGCUAUCGUCGUUUACUCACGGAAAGCGAGAAAAAGAGAGCGAUAGAAAGGACGAAAGCGAGAAAGAGAGAGAGAGAGAGAGAGAGAGAGAGAGAGAGAGAAAGAGAGUGAACGAGAGAGAACGAGAGAGAGAGAGAGAGAGAAGGAGAGUAAACGAGAGAGGGAGAGAAAGAGAGGUAUGAUGUCUGCGCCCUGAGGAACGGACAGACGGACAGACGGACGUUUAUGUCAAGUUUUUGUGCCUCUUGACGAUGUUCUUUAUAAAUUCGGAGAACUCUCCGGAGCGUGUUCUUUAAGGUGGUGAUGUGAUUGUAAUUCUCGUUCGGAUGCCGUUGAUAGCUUCUGUCCUAACAGAACGGUGAAAUGUUUUCAUCGCCGGCGUCGGUGGUGGGCGAGCCGUCAGGCUACGACUUUCUGAAGGAGGAGAACGCCGCCAAGUGGAAGGGAGUGUUUGUCAAUUCCCUUAGAAAGGUCUUAGAACAAGUACAUCCGAGUCUUGAAGCACGCCAAGAUGCCUUAGACUAUGUUGAAAGUUUAAUUUUAAAAAUGCUGGGCAUGCUUUGUGGUCAUCCACCUCCGCAUACGCCACAAGAUGUAGAAGAAAGAGUAAGAAGGACAUUUCCGACUCCCAUUGACAGAUGGGCAUUGCGAGAUGCUAAGGAUGCCUUAGAAAAAGGAAAAAAGAAGUCGCCAUUAGUUCUUCCUGUUGAUAAAAUUCAUCAACUGCUACAAAAAGAAGUCUUGCAGCACAAAAUUGACUUACAAGUCAGUCUUUUUGUGGUAGGAGUUUUGGAAUAUAUUUCAGCAGAUAUUUUAAAGCUAGCUGGAAAUUAUGUUAAGAAUAUACGUCAUGUGGAGAUCUCUUGCGAAGAUAUAAGAGUUGCGAUGUAUGCAGAUAUGGUACUGAUGGAUAUGUUUUUCCAAGAUGAUUGCUCGGAAAGUCCGCAAAGCGGAUUAGGUGCAGUUGUGUCUCAAACAUAUGAAGAAUCUGUCAGAGACCUUAUACAUGAUGAACGUCAUUAUUUGCGUGAUCUUCAUAUGAUUAUAAAGGUAUUUCGGGAAGAAAUUGCCAAGCUUGCACAAGAUAAAAGUGAACUUGAAACGCUUUUUAGUAAUAUUAUGGAUAUAUAUGAAGUCACUGUUACAUUACUUGGUAGUUUAGAAGAUAUAAUGGAAAUUACAGAAGAAAAACAAACUCCUACAGUUGGAUCAUGUUUUGAAGAGUUGGCUGAAGCUGCUGAGUUUGAUGUGUAUAUAAAGUAUGCAAAAGAUGUUAAUAGUUCGGCUAGUAAAGAAGUUUUAAUAAAUUUAUUAUCAAGACCAGAAGCUAAUGCAGCAUUAAGAGCAGCAGGACAUGGAUUCAAAGAAGCUGUUAAAUACUAUUUGCCAAAACUUUUAUUGCAACCUGUGUGGCAUUGUUUUUUGUACUUUGAUUAUAUAAAGGUAUUACAAAAACGUACACCCAAUACAGAAGAUGGUGAAACUUUAGAACAAGUACAAGGACUACUGAGGCCAUUACAAAUGGAAUUAAUGCAGUCAGUUGCAAGUCUUCCAAAAAAGGAUACUGGUCUACGGAUGCAAAGUCGUGCUAGAAGACAAGCAGCAUUGGAAAAGAUUAGUGAAUUACAAAAAACUGUAGAUGGGUGGGAUCAGAGAGAUGUUGGGCAAUGUUGCAAUGAAUUUAUUAGAGAGGAUACAUUAGGAAAAGUAGGUAGUAAUGGUCGAAGGUUAACAGAAAGGAAAGCUCUUUUAUUCGAUGGAUUAUUGGUAUUAUGUAAACCCAGUGGUGGUAAAAGAGUCAGUGUCACUGUUGCUGUUGGUGUUGGUGUGGUUGGACAUCCAGCACAUCCAGGUGAACUUCGUUUAAAAGAAAGAUUCUUCAUUAGAAAAGUUGACAUCAUAGACAGAGAAGAUACUGAGGAAUUAAAAAAUGCCUUUGAGAUAGCACCAAGGGACCAUCCUAAUGUUAUACUCGUUGCCAAAUCCGCCGAAGAUAAAAAUAGUUGGAUGGCUGAUUUAGUUAUGUUAAAUACAAAAAGUAUGUUAGAACGAACUUUGGAUAGUAUCCUCUUAGACGAAGAAAGGAAACAUCCCUUAAAAUUACCUCCGCCACAUUUGUAUAAAUUCGCUGAACAAGAUAGUCCAGAAAAUAUUGUCUUGGAAGCUAGAGAAAAUGGUGGAGUGCCAUUAAUUAAAGGUGCAAUAUUGGUAAAAUUGGUAGAAAGAUUAACUUAUUACAUAUAUGCUGACCCUGCUUUUGUACGUACAUUCCUUACUACUUUUAGGAGUUUUUGCUCACCUCAGGAAUUAUUGACAUUAUUAAUAGAAAGGUUUGACAUACCAGAUCCUUCAUUAGUAUAUGGUGAUGAUGAAAAACCUUCUGGCUGUAAAACUACAGCAAGAGAAGAUUGGAAAAGAUAUAGGAAAGAAUUUUGUCAACCGGUACAAUUUAGGGUUUUAAAUGUUUUAAGGCAUUGGGUGGAUCAUCAUUUUUAUGAUUUUGAACGUGAUAGAAAUCUUCUGGAAAGAUUGCAAACGUUUUUAGAUACUGUAAGUGGUAAAUCAAUGCGAAAAUGGGUAGAUUCGGUUAUAAAAAUUGUACAAAGAAAAUGUGAGCCGUCUGAACAACGGCCGAUAACUUUUAGUUUUGAACGAUCUCCUCCGCCUAUUGAGUGGCAUCUAAAAGUUCCUGAAGAGGAAUGGGGUAUACUUACAUUGCACCCCAUUGAAUUAGCAAGACAAUUGACACUUUUAGAAUUUGAAUUGUAUAGAACUGUAAAACCUUCUGAGUUAGUAGGAUCAGUGUGGACUAAAAAGGAUAAAGAAAAGACAUCACCAAACUUAUUAAAAAUGAUCAAGCACACAACAAAUUUUACUAGAUGGCUUGACAAAACCAUAGUAGAAGCAGAAAAUCUUGAAGAAAGAGUAGCUAUUGUUUCACGAGCAAUCGAGAUUAUGAUGGUGCUGCAAGAUUUAAAUAAUUUUAAUGGUGUAUUAGCCAUUGUUAGUGCUAUGGGAUCUGCGUCUGUAUUUAGGUUAAAAUUUACUUUUCAACAAAUUCCUGCGCGGUUAGAAAAAGCGCUUGAAGAAGCACGAGAAUUAAAUAACGACCAUUUUAAAAAGUACCAAGAAAAAUUAAGAUCGAUAAAUCCUCCUUGUGUACCCUUUUUUGGUAUGUAUUUAACUAACAUCCUACAUAUUGAAGAAGGAAAUCCCGAUUAUCUCCCGGGAAGUCCAGAAUUGAUAAAUUUUAGCAAACGACGAAAAGUCGCGGAAAUAACUGGAGAAAUUCAACAAUACCAAAAUCAACCAUAUUGUCUUUCGGUAGAACCUAGAAUACGACAGUUCAUUGAAAAUUUAUGUCCAUUUGAUCCCAAUAUGAAAGAUGCAGAUAUUAGUAACUACUUAUUUAAUAAAAGCUUAGAAGUAGAACCUAGAGGAUGCAGGCAACCACCCAGAGUUCCUCGCAAAUGGCCGGAUUUAAAUUUAAAAUCACCGGGUAUUAAAGCAAGAAGUCUGAGUGGUAAAUUACCUGCUCCUCUUCAAGCGGUAGCAUCAAGUGUAAGAUUACACGAUCCACCACCGGAGGUACCACCACCUCCACCACCGGAAUUACCGGAGACACCACCACACACAUCACAAGUUACAGUUCCACAUACAGGGGACCACAGUGUGUUUGCACCUGUAUUAUUAGGAGCUUUUUAUACAGGUAUAGGUCAACCCCCAGGUUCACCAGGUCCACUUAGUAUGUCAGGUCUCUCAGUCAAUUCACCAAGUAGUAGUCCACAAAUGGGAUCACCGGGGCAUCUUCCUACGGCGCAUCAUCAAUCGCAAAGUACUCACUUUGGCUUUAAUUCUGGAACUAUUGGUGUUAUGGGAGCUUUGACAGGGUUGUCAUCGUCUAGUGGAAGUCCAGGUGCUAUAAUGCCCCCACCACCUUCUCCUAGCCAUAUGCCUCCUAAUCAACCUCCACCACCCUUGCCACCUAGAUCUCAUAGAAGGCGGGAAAGUUCAAUAAGUGACUCACCUCAACAGGCACGACAAGCUCCGAAUGCACCUAUACUUCCUCCAAGAGAUGGUACCUCUCCACCACCAUUACCACCAAGAAGAGACUUGCCUUUAACGACAUUGCCACCAAGACUUCCUAGUACGUUGAAUCCAAGUACUUCAGCGUUAUUAACUAGGCGAAAUUCUACGUUAGAAAAUACGUGCUCAUCUAACGCCCACCCACGUCGACAUAUGUCUUUCAAUGGGCCUAGUCCUACGAAACUUCCCCCUACACAACCUAAUGGGUCUGUGACUCCAAGACUACCACCAAAACCUUUACCAGGGCGUCCACCAACAACCAUGUUUAAUUUCAAUGCUCCUCCUGGACCUAGUUAAGUGUUACUCUUUCUUAUUUUCUUCCUUAAUAAAAGAAAAACAAACAUUUUCGGAAAUCGAUUUCUAGUCCACUCAGAAAGCUAGGUAAAGCCAAAGGUUUUACUAGCUCAGAUCGACUGACUGUAAAUAACAUUGCUUCGAAACUUGUACAUCAUUUUCUAUUGAAUAGAUGUAUAUCGAGCAUAGUAUUAAUACAUUUAUCACGAUACCCUUAACAUUCAAUAUACGUGGUAAAUGGAUUAAGGUGCAGAAGACUUAGUAAAUAUCUUUGCAAGACAUGGCUCUUACGUGAUGAGAUGCUAGUUACAUUCCUUACAGCAAUCAUCUUUUAAUGGUGUCCAUGAUACCAUUUUCAUUCAAAGUUUAUUUUUUGAGACAAUACAGACUGUUAUGACUUGUACAAUAUAUUUUUAGAUAUUUUUUUAAUAAGCAGGUACACAUAAUCAAUAGAUGUAAGGUUGUAUAUUCCAUCAUGAAAAACGAUACUUUUAUUAAUAUAAUAUUUCUUAAUACAAACGAAAUGUCAAAGCCUUAUAUUGAGCUUACAUAACAUCAUGCACUACUUUUUCUUAUUUGUAUUAAAGAACGGAUUUGUCAGAUUGAUAGUUAGUGGUUGCUCCAAAUUUUUUGUUAACUGAUUCAUUAGAACAAAAUUUCAUAUUCAAAAAUUUUUAAAUACUUUUCUUACUUGGGACAAUGCAUUACAACUUUUUAUCAUUCAUCUUCAUGAAAUUAUCUGAAAUAUUUACGCAUAUUAAUAAAAAUAUAUUUCUUUUUAUUUGAGGAAUGCAAGAUACAUUUCAUCGCAGUUGCCAGUUCUUUGAAAAUUAUAUUUCAUAUCUCUGAAGUGUUUACCUUCGUUAUAAUUUAGUCGUGCUACGUAUAUUACGAUCUUACUGAAUGGACUAUAUUCGAUUUCGGUUGCACAAUAGUUUCUUUUUUCUUCUAAUUCCUCUGUCCCUCAACACAACUGUGAUACACUUGAACGUGGGUAUGUACGUUAUGUAACUAGGCAUUUAGGUUUUAAAGAAUCCGAUGCAAAAAUGUGCAGUAUCGAAUGAAUCAUAGGCCAAUAUACAUAUAUAAUUAUAUACAUAUAAAAUGAAUCAAUAGUAAAGAUGAGUACAUAUGUACAUGUAUAUUAUUAUAAAUAUAUUCUAUAAUAGUUAUUGUGUAAUAAUGUCGAAUAUAAGAUGGAAAAAUGAAAUAUUGAAAUUAUAUAAAAUAAAGAUUAUAUUGUGUA
Molecule: messenger RNA, 5849 nt
Organism: Vespula vulgaris
Lineage: Eukaryota; Metazoa; Arthropoda; Insecta; Hymenoptera; Vespidae
Gene: Sos
Product: protein son of sevenless
Exons: 18
Coding region: 587-4606 (1339 amino acids)
Biological process (GO): Ras protein signal transduction; positive regulation of GTPase activity
Cellular component (GO): plasma membrane
Molecular function (GO): guanyl-nucleotide exchange factor activity; protein heterodimerization activity
Source: RefSeq, a predicted model, not a curated record